This is a messenger RNA of Gracilinanus agilis (Agile Gracile Mouse Opossum), 1716 nucleotides long. RefSeq names its product TatD DNase domain containing 3 (gene TATDN3). The transcript is spliced from 10 exons. Bases 24 to 878 code for a protein of 284 amino acids. The record is from RefSeq and is a predicted model, not a curated record. NCBI's taxonomy places the organism in Eukaryota, Metazoa, Chordata, Mammalia, Didelphimorphia, Didelphidae. Gene Ontology annotation, molecular function: hydrolase activity, acting on ester bonds.
UCUGCUUUGGAGCCAAAGUGGCCAUGGGAGCAGAAGGCGUGGGGUUUGUGGACUGUCACUGUCACCUCUCCGCUGCCGACUUCGACUCGGACCUUGAAGAUGUUUUGGAAAGAGCCAAGAAGGCCGGUGUGUUGGCCAUUGUGGCAGUUGCUGAACAUUCAGGAGAGUUUGAAAAGAUCAUGCAACUUUCAGAAAGAUAUAAGGGGUUUGUUCUGCCGUGCCUAGGUGUUCACCCUGUUCAAGGACUUCUACCAGAAGAUCAACGAAGUGUAACUUUAAAGGAUUUGGAUGUAGCUUUGCCACUUUUGGAAAAUUAUAAAGAUCGCUUGUUGGCAAUUGGAGAGGUUGGAUUAGAUUUCUCCCCAAGAUUUACCAGGACUGAUGAGCACAAGGAGGAGCAGAGACGAGUCCUUAUCAAACAGAUCCAAUUAGCUAAAAAACUAAAUUUGCCUUUGAAUGUUCACUCACGGUCCGCAGGCAGACCAACCAUUAAUCUCUUACGUGAGCAAGGUGCUGAAAAGGUGCUACUCCAUGCGUUUGAUGGCCGCCCAUCUGUAGCCAUGGAAGGAGUGAAUGCAGGAUACUUUUUUUCAAUACCUCCUUCUUCUGCAAGGAGUGAACAGGUAAAUUCUUUCUCUAAACCCCAGCAUAGUAAGCAGAAACUUAUAAAGCAGCUUCCAUUAUCUUCUAUAUGCUUAGAAACAGAUUCACCUGCCCUAGGACCAACAAAACAGGAGCGGAAUGAACCUAAGAACAUUUCCAUUUCUGCAGAAUUCAUUGCCCAGGUGAAAGGUGUCUCGGUGGAGGAAGUUAAAGAAGUAACAACUCAGAAUGCUUUGAAAUUGUUUCCCAAACUCCGGCAUCUGCUUCAAAAAUAAAUAAUUUCCCAGUGUAACACCAGGUGGCAGCAUGAAGGAGGAUGUGCUUUCUGACCAAAGAAAGAACACAUUCUGGAUAGGAGCCACCAGUAUAGAGCUAUGGAUUACUUUAAAUUGUUAUCAGAUCAAGUUUAUGGAAAGGAAAUUCAGAUGGCAGUUAUGGAAUCAGGGUUUAGAUCUACCACUGACUGGGUGUUGUUUAAAAGUCAAUCAAAUGCCAAGAGAGGAGGGUGGGAACAAAUGCUGCUAUUGCUGUUCCUGCCUACACCUCCAUGAGUGCCUCAUGGAACAGAAUGAUAUCAUUUAUUCAGGACAAGGGAAUUCACAUAGGCAAGAGACAAGCAUUAAUAUAUUUUGUAUAGUACUUGAGCCUAAAGGUCUACCUAAUAAGUGCUACUUGUGUUUUAGUCUAGACAUUUAUAUUUAUUUUAUGUAGAUUAAAGAAAGUUUGGCUUUAAGUAUCAGUGCUUUUUGCUUGCUGUAGCAAUCAAUAUUAUAUUUUCAUGUUUAUAAUGUGAAAUACACAUAUGUGAUGUGUAUACAUACAAAUUUAUUGUUUUAAAAAAUUGUAUUAUCACCAAAUCAUUAUUGCCAAAUUGCCAUAAACUAAAGCUAAAGAGAAUAUGAGUUAGAAACAGGAGGUAUCUACUUCCUAAUAAGCCUAGCACAAGGCCUUGCCUACAUCAGGCACCAGUACUCAAAAGUGAUCAUGUCCUCUUGAUCUGUUUCACAGCUUCUAGUAAUCUCUACCAGCUCCUGACCUAGUAGGGAGGAAAUAUUGUAUAUAUGAACUACUUUACUUGUAGAGAACUACAGAAAGUUUCCAUUUAUAUUUAUA